Molecule: messenger RNA, 2247 nt
Organism: Moesziomyces aphidis
Lineage: Eukaryota; Fungi; Basidiomycota; Ustilaginomycetes; Ustilaginales; Ustilaginaceae
Source: the annotation of a GenBank genome assembly
AUGGCCGACGCAGGCGCUGGGCCUUCGACUCUACCGUCUGGCUGGACGGAGCACAUCAGCCCCGCUGGCCGAGCAUACUACCACCACACCACGUCGGGCGUGAGCACCUACACGCGCCCCACGCACUCGCACCAACCCAAGCGCAAGCGAGAAAAGCCGACGAGCAAAACCCCCAUCCCCGGCACCGACGGCUGGUUCAAGGUGACCACGAACCGCCACAAUGCCUUCUUCUGGCACGAGACGAGCAAGAAGAGCGAGUGGAUGGCGCCCGGCCACAUCGCCGCGCACGUGCAGCAGCUCGAGGAUAGCCUGAGGCAGGAAGCCGAGCAACAGCGCAAGGUGGCGCAGCAGCAGGAGCGCGAGGGAAGAGAGAAGCUCAAGAGGGAGCGGAGGGAGAAGAAGAGAAAGGCCGAGCAGGGCGUGCCUAUCACCGAGUUCGGUGCGGCCGAAGCCAAGCGUGCGCGCCCCGACGAAGAGGAUGAUAGCGAGCACAGCGAUCUCGAUGAUACAGACGAGGAUGAGGUCGAGGCUCAAGAUGUGGAACCUGUCUCUGACACGGAGUCUGUGGCCGUAGAGGCCGGAGAGCAGGACGACGAGGAGCAAGACGACGAGGAAUGGCAGCGUCAGAUUGCAGAGCAGAUGGCGGCGGAAGCUGCAGCCUCGGCACAAGAGUCGAACACCGAUGCGUCGCCCACUCCGCCGCCAGCGCCGGAAGCGACAUUGUCGACCGAGGAGCAAAAGACGGCGUUCAUGGCGCUGCUCACGUCGCUCAACGGCACACCGCACGAGAUCAACCCCAUGGCGCCAUGGGACCUGGAGCUGCCGAAAUUCUCGCACCACGCAUCUUUCCUUGCGCUGGCCGCACGCGAGCGCGAGGAGGCCUUCAACGAGUGGUGCAAGCUGCGUCUGCGCGAAAAGCGUGCGGCCAGAUCCACCCAGCCGCCAGUCAAGGGAGAUGGCGGCAGCCGUGCCGAGGCCGAGUUCCGUGCGCUGCUGAGGGCCGAGGUGCGCUCGACACGCACCCGGUUCGCCGACUUUCGCGAGGCGUUUGUGCGCGAUCGGCGGUUCGGGGCUUUUGGACGCGGGGAUGGCGAGCGCGAGCGCGUCUUCAAGGCGUACCUCGUAGAGCUGGGCGAGGAGAAACGGCGAGCGGCCGAGCAAGCCGAAACGGCAUUCACAGCGCUGUUGGGCGAAAAGUUGCCCGGGAAUCUGCGGAACAAGGUGGCUGAAGCCAAGGCAGCAAGUGGAGCGGAAAGGGAGGCGGUGAUGGCGGUGUGGAUGCAGGCCAAACACACGCCCGGGCUGGUGGAGGAUAAGAGGUACGAUGCGGUGGGUAGCUCCACGCGCCGCUUCGAGCUGUUUGCCCAGUGGGCCAGGGGCGAACGUCGACCCCAAGCCCCGUCGCAAGCAAAGGAAUCGAGGGGAAAGGAGAGGGAUGGGAGGGACGGGAGGGAUGGGAGGGAUGGGAAAGAGGAGGCCAGGGUGAGGGCGAUGCGUGAACGAGAGGAAAAGGUGCGUAGGGAGCGUCAGAGGAUCGAACGCACAAAUCGGGCCGCACUCGCCUCGACGGAACGGUCAGAAUCGCGGCGGCAGUUCAGCCAGCUCUUGGUGGAUGCCGUCCACUCACCGCACGUCAGCUGGCGGUCGGCAGCUGCUAGGCUGGAGGCGGAUGCGCGGUUCGGUGCGCUGCCCGAGGGCGACAAGGAGUCGCUGUUCUCCGAGCACGUACGACGCCUUGCACAGACCGAGCGCGAAAAGCUGGCGCGCGUGUUUGAGCGGUAUGCGCCUGCGCUCGAUACGCACCGCGACGAUGUACUCGCGCAAACGAUGCACGACGACGCUCUCGCCCACCCGCCGCUAAGCGUCUACCGCCACGAACCCGAUAAGCUCGACGCGGCAUACGAAGAGUGGAAGCGCGCAAGGCAGGACAAGGCGAAAAGGGCGUUCGACGAGAUGCUGCGCGAGAGUGCGUUUGUCGAGUUCUGGGGCCGCAUGAAGAAGGUCUCUGCGGAAACUCGGCGCGAUCAGAAGCAAGGGGCAAAGAAGGAAGAGGAAGAGGAAGAGGAGGAGGAGGAGGAGGUGAUGCUGGUGGAUAUGGCGCGCACGGUGGAUUUGGACCAGAUCCAGGCGGUGCUGGGUAGGGAUGCGCGCUUUCGGGCGUUCAGACAUGUGCCUGAGCAGCGCGAGGCGUGGAUCCGACAACAUCUGCACAGCCUAGCCGCGCCGAGCAAGAGCGUUCAUCGCUAG